UUGCUGAAAACAGGAACCUGCCCUUCUGCAAGCCCCGCGCCUUCCUCGUUCUCACAGAGGAAGUGUGUGGCGGUUUAGCAACUGUGGUGCCUCUUGAUAGCAAGGGCUUCUCCUCUACCCCUCUGGAGCCCUGGCCGUCUGCUCAUUCUGGAGGAGCAGCCACUGAUGGAGAGGCGGUGACCCCGUGCCUGGCCGCCCCUCCGCCGCCAACUCCCAGGGGAGACCAUGCCCAGCGUUUGAAGGCUUCGGGCAUCUUCCACCACCCCAGGAGAGAGAGAAAUGGGGAACAGCAUGAAGUCCAGCCCGGCGCCCCCGGAGAGGCCUCUGCCCAGCACAGAUGGACUGGAGAGUGACUUCCUCGCGGUGCUGAGUGACUACCCAUCUCCUGACAUCAGCCCCCCAAUAUUCCGCCGUGGGGAGAAACUGCGAGUGAUUUCUGAUGAAGGAGGCUGGUGGAAAGCCAUUUCUCUUAGCACUGGUCGGGAGAGUUAUAUCCCGGGAAUCUGUGUGGCCAGAGUUUACCACGGGUGGCUGUUCGAAGGGCUGGGCAGGGAGAAGGCGGAGGAGCUGCUGCAGCUGCCAGACACAAAGGUCGGCUCCUUCAUGAUCCGAGAGAGCGAGACCAAGAAAGGUUUUUACUCCCUGUCGGUGAGACACAGGCAGGUGAAGCACUAUCGCAUCUUCCGCUUGCCAAACAACUGGUACUACAUCUCCCCAAGGCUCACCUUCCAGUGCCUGGAGGACCUGGUCAACCACUACUCAGAGGUGGCUGAUGGCCUGUGCUGUGUGCUCACCACGCCCUGCCUGACGCAGAGCACGCCCGCCCCAGCAGCCAGGGCCUCCAGCUCCCCCGUCACCCUGCGCCAGAAGACCUUCGACUGGAAGAGAGCCUCCAGACUGCAGGAGGACCCUGAGGGAGCAGGGAACCCACUUGGGGUGGAUGAGUCCCUUUUCAGCUAUGGCCUUCGGGAAAGCAUCGCGUCCUACUUGUCCCUGACUGGGGAUGACAGCAGCCCCUUUGAUCGGAAGAAGAAAAGCGUCUCGCUGAUGUACAGUGGAAGCAAGAGGAAGAGCUCGCUGCUCUCAUCGCCACCGUACUUUGAAGACUAGCGGCACAGCAGAUGCCCGGGCUCGCACCCGAGGCCACAGAGGUUCUGACUGUCACCUGGGAUCUUGCAAAAGGCAGGAUUCUCUAGCCCCUGGACAACCCAAUUCCAGCCAGGAGAAGCCAUCAUGAGACCCAAACUCUCACCUUCUCUAUCCACAUCAUGACCAAAGGGUCCCCUCCUCCGUGUCUGACCAGGGCUGUGACACAGGACAUGUCAAGUCUCAAUGAUGGGACAAGGUCUCAAAGAGCCCAGCAGACAAGGAUGUGCACGUGACGCACGGGAAGGAUGAGGAAUUCUUCCAGAAACUGCGCCGGAAGCGUUCCUCAGUCGACUGGCAGAUGGAGGUGGAAGGUGGAGGAGGACCGCAGCCUGCGGAGGGGGGCAGCAGGUGGGAGCCGCACUGCCAUCCAUGGAGACCUACGGAGUGACACCUCCUCCCUUGUAAGAGACCCGCUGACACUAAACCCCAGCCGACGGACUUGCUAGCUCCUCCAUACCAGGAGGAGACGUUGGCGUUCUCCUGCACCAAAGCCAUGUGGCAGGGGACAUGGGGCAAGGGUGGCGGCUGGUGGGGAAGGAAGGUGGCCUGGGACUCACCACCUUCUAGGGGCCCCAGCCAGGGUCUGCAGCACAGAAAGAGCUUCUCUGGCUCCUGGGGUCCUUGCCAGAGUUAAGGAACCAAUGAUUCCUUCACAACUGUGUAAAAAGGUGCUGUGUUAAGUCCUGUGUGAGGUGGGGGACAAACAGGGAAACAAGGGUGACUCAGCCCAGCCCCCAGCGAGGCGUCACAGUGAGGCAGAGAGAGAGUGGAAAAGCAUGGAAUGUAAAAGCAGCCUCGCGUGGAGAGAUGGACUGCCUGCCUGGGAUGGGCUGGGGCAGGGGACGGGGCGCCGUGUCCAGGGAUCUGCAUGGAGCUUAGGGCUGCUGGACGUGGCAGGAAGAAAGGCCGGAUGUUCUUAAAAGAAGGAAAGUGAUCACUUCUAAGGAGUUGACUCACACCACAUUUUAUCCUAGGAAGGGUCUGGUAUCCACAUGAGUGCAAAUACCGAGCUCCAGGAAGAGGGGAGGCCCUGAGUGGCUUGAUUUUGCCAUAUACAGCUGAAGGAGACGGGUGAAAACACAGGCGGAGAAGGAGCGAUGAACCAGACAGUCGGAUCCUGCCAGGAAGGCAGGCGGCUGCAGACGGCUCAUGACUCACUCUUCCCCUUCCAGGGACUCUGGGGAGGGGGCACGUGCACAUGGCCCUUCACGUCUGCUCACAUGCGCGUCCAUGGCCAUGAGUUCGUGCUGCUGGUGGUACGUGCAUUUGUGUUUACAUGAUUUGCUGUGUCACCAGAUUCCAGGGUAUUCAUACAAGGAGGCAUUUGUGGCUUCCUUGACAAUCUCCCACGGCUGAUCCAAAGCCACCAGCCAGCAUGUGAGAAAGGAUCGUGACACCUGUGACACCCGGGACAGCGACUUCCACCUGGAGGCCUGGUGCCUCUGCGCUCCAGAUGUCUGUACAGCAUCUUCUAUGUCAUUUUCUGUUGUGACCGAUGUGACUGGAGCAUUGGGGAGCCCCAGGGGGGUUCUAAGUGGGGAGCAUUACACUUUGUUCAAUCAUGUAUUUAUUCCUGAUUAAAGUAACCUAAUAAAUAUUUAAGCCUUGAA
Marmota monax (woodchuck) is the source of this 2759-nucleotide messenger RNA. RefSeq names its product Src like adaptor (gene Sla). Gene Ontology annotation, molecular function: protein binding. The transcript has 8 exons. The record is from RefSeq and is a predicted model, not a curated record. The coding region runs from base 280 to 1110 and encodes 276 amino acids. Lineage: Eukaryota; Metazoa; Chordata; Mammalia; Rodentia; Sciuridae.